Molecule: messenger RNA, 655 nt
Organism: Suillus plorans
Lineage: Eukaryota; Fungi; Basidiomycota; Agaricomycetes; Boletales; Suillaceae
Exons: 2
Coding region: 242-592 (116 amino acids)
Source: RefSeq, a predicted model, not a curated record
GUCUUGAACUUCUCGAUUGCACACCUCUUGAGGUGGAUCUACUACUUAAUUCGGUCCGCCCAUAAUUAUGUAAUGUACUUUACGUCAUGUUGUUGGUUUAACUUGUGAACCGAUCAACUCAACUUUUGUUCAUAGAGUAACAUGUAACAGCCCGAGGCGAAAGCGAAAAUCGUGAGGCCAUCUGCCUACAAAAUCUCUGCAUGCAUGCUAUGGCCUUGCAUUGCCCACUGCAACAAGUUCCAUGAUCUUCACUUCCCGCUUCACCAUUCUUGCCCUGCUCACCCUCCUCGCUGGUGCCAACGCGGAAUGCGCAGCGUGCCAAGAAGUGUUGUAUGUCGACGGUGUAUUGACCUACGGGCUGGUCAGGAUCGAGAAUUCCGACAACGGGUCCAAGAAGUGCAUCUACGUGGAUAAGAUGGACGACGUGAUGACCUGCGAGUAUGCGGUACGUGUUUUCUGGAUGCUGAGCAGCUCAUCGUUCUCAUUUGACACGUUGGAUGGUCAUCAGGAUGAUGGCAUGUUACAGGGUGGGGGUUCGGGGUGUCCGAAAGUGUCAAAGGAGGAGAACUAUCCAGGAUGUGAUGUCGAAUAGGCUCGACGAGAGAGGAUCAACAUUGGUCUGUAGAAAGUUGGGUAUAUCAAUAGAUUUCAUCUG